Messenger RNA from Striga asiatica, 2476 nucleotides. The record is from the annotation of a GenBank genome assembly. Lineage: Eukaryota; Viridiplantae; Streptophyta; Magnoliopsida; Lamiales; Orobanchaceae.
AAAAAAUAAUCAACUAAUUAAUGAAUUUUAUUAGUCAACCAUGUUGUUUUCAUUUCUUCAAAAUAUCUCUGAUCAGCGUUUAAUAUUUAUAGAAGAGCCAUUCACCAAGUUCUGCUGCAUCUUCUCCAUUUCUUCACGCGCUCUCAGCAUACGAAAAUCAAUCCAAUCAAUCCCUCCAACAGAAUCACUCAGUUUCGAUUUGGCAAUUUAGGGUUUAUACAACACUAUCCCAAACCCCUCUCGCAGUCCGUGGAUGGGUGAGGAGGGAAUGGUCGCCAACAAAAAGCUCACGAUCCUGCCCCUCAUCGCCCUAAUCUUCUACGAGGUCUCAGGCGGCCCCUUCGGCGUCGAGGACUCCGUCAGAUCCGGCGGCGGCCCCCUCCUCUCUCUCCUCGGCUUCCUCGUAUUCCCCUUCUUCUGGAGCAUCCCGGAGGCCCUGGUCACGGCGGAGCUCGCCACCAGCUUCCCGGCCAACGGCGGCUACGUCCUCUGGAUCUCGUCGGCCUUCGGCCCCUUCUGGGGCUUCCAGGAGGGCCUCUGGAAGUGGUUCAGCGGGGUCAUGGACAACGCGCUCUACCCGGUCCUCUUCCUCGACUACCUCAAACGCUCCUUCCCGGUUUUCGAACAGACGGCCGCACGGAUCCCGGCCCUGCUGGCCAUCACGGUCGUGCUGACGUAUUUGAACUACAGAGGACUUCACAUCGUGGGCUACUCAGCCGUCUUACUCGCUUGUUUCUCGCUUUUCCCGUUUCUCGUGAUGGGCCUUUUGGCCGUACCCCGUCUCCAGCCCAGGAGAUGGUUUGCCAUGGAUUACCGGAAGGUGAGCUGGCGGGGCUACUUCAAUAGCCUGUUUUGGAACUUGAACUAUUGGGAUAACGCCAGUACGCUGGCAGGGGAGGUUGAGAAUCCAGCCCGGGCCUUCCCUAGGGCCCUGUUUGGGGCAAUUGUUCUUGUGGUGUGCUCGUAUUUGGUUCCUCUGCUUGCCGGUACAGGGGCUGUUCAGACGGACCCCGGAGAUUGGAGUGACGGGUAUUUUGCAGAGGUGGGGAUGUUGAUCGGAGGCCAGUGGCUGAGGUGGUGGAUUCAGGCGGCUGCCGCCUUCUCGAACUUGGGUCUGUUUGAGGCUGAGAUGAGCAGUGAUGCUUACCAGCUUUUAGGGAUGAGCGAGAUUGGGAUGCUUCCAGCAGUGUUUGCUUCCAGAUCAAAAUACAACACGCCCACAUUCAGCAUCUUGUGCUCUGCAUCAGGCGUGAUACUCCUAUCUUGGAUGAGCUUUCAAGAAAUCCUCGAAUUCCUCAACUUCCUUUACGCAAUCGGCAUGCUUUUCGAAUUCGCUGCAUUCAUAAUGUUACGAAUAAAAAAGCCAGAUCUACACAGACCCUACCGAGUCCCCCUACAAACUACUGGCUCGAUUUUCCUCUGCUUGCCACCUGUACUCUUACUGGCACUGGUCAUGUCCCUUGCAUCUCUUAAUACAUUCCUAGUCACUGGUAUUGUAAUUUUGUUCGGGUUUGCUCUCUAUCCAGCUUUGAUUCAAGCAAAGGAGAGAAAAUGGGUUGAUUUCCACUCAGAUAUCGGAUUAGGCUCGGGUGGGGAUAAUCUCGAGAGACAAGGGGUUGUGUUGGAAGAUGAGCAGGUAUCGUCUCCUUAUGCACUGGGCAUGGCCCCAGUGGCUCGGCUUAGCCUAUCUUUCGCUACUUUUUUUUUACGCUACUCUUUUCGGAUCAAAGGAUGCCAUGGCCAAAGAUUUGUUCAAAAUCGAACCUCCAUCCAACGGCUCGCACAGCCCCUGGCACAAAUGUUGACAUUGUUCUGCGGGUUCGUUCUAGGUUUGCUCGCACAGCCCCUCGAGAUGGAAUCUGGGCAGAAAGGAAAUAUCCCGCAUAUGACGGGUAUUUCUAGAGACGGUCUUCAUCAUUGGGGGCAUUUAGGGCAGUUCAGCCGUGACAGACGUCUGGUCGUCUCUAUCGUGUUUGCUGCGAUGCUUCAUGUCAUGUAUCAAAAUACAACACGCCCACAUUCAGCAUCUUGUGCCGUGCGCGUGAUACUCCUAUCUUGGAUGAGCUUUCAAGAAAUCCUCGAAUUCCUCAACUUCCUUUACGCAAUCGGCAUGCUUUUCGAAUUCGCUGCACUCAUAAUGUUACGACUUAAAAAGCCAGAUCUACACAGACCUUACCGAGUCCCCCUGCAAACAAUGGGCUCAAUUUUCCUCUGCUUGCCACUGGUCAUGUCCCUUGCAUCUCUUAAUACAUUCCUAGUCAGUGGUAUUGUAAUUUUGUUCGGGUUUGCUCUCUAUCCAGCUUUGAUUCAAGCAAAGGAGAGAAAAUGGGUUGAUUUCCACACAGAUAUCGGAUUAGGUUCGGGUGGUGACAAUCUCGAGAGACAGGUGGUUGUGUUGGAAGAUGAGGCAGCUCGAGGCCUUUUAGCAGGAUCGUCUACUGAUUUUUCGCACGAGGACUUUGUGAAAUCGGAGUAG